Molecule: messenger RNA, 1626 nt
Organism: Lindgomyces ingoldianus
Lineage: Eukaryota; Fungi; Ascomycota; Dothideomycetes; Pleosporales; Lindgomycetaceae
Exons: 2
Coding region: 92-1504 (470 amino acids)
Source: RefSeq, a predicted model, not a curated record
UUUCAAAAAGAGCCUCUGAAUUGAACACAAGCCGUGCUCCCAAUGCGGCUUCGUGCAUUGUGUCCAGUCCCGGACAAAUAAUAAUACACGCAUGUCCCAACCACCACCUCCUCCGCCGCCGCUACAUCCUCCAAAUACAGCCCGCUCUCCCCCAGACAUGACAGAAACUCAGAAGUUGCCCGUCUUCUCGCCGCCCGGCUUCCUUCACUAUCACCGCCGCCUACCUCAGCCUGUGCAUCUCCCGCCGCUCGAGAUUCCCCCAGAUACUGUACCACCACGCCCGGAAUACGCUUUCCGCUCGCCCAUCAACCAAUUACCCUCAAUCCAGCCAGGCCCUCCACUACGCCACCAGCACCAGCAACCCUCACAUCUCCCAAGGCCAGCAGCGCCCGUCGACAAGUUAUUGCACGCAAAUCCGUACACGCCGCCCAGGUCGGACCCUCCCUACUCUCCCCAACAAUAUGGACCGUCAAUUUCACCCCGCUCAGAGUUUGACAGUAGGGGGCCGAGGAGGCUCGCCGAGCAACGCUACCCCUACGAAGAAUCUCGACCGGGACCUCCGCAUCAUGACCAGCCAUUCGCGUCCCUUGCUUCGCCAGUAGAACCGUCGCAGCAGAAGGCGUAUGCCCCGCUUCCAUCACCUAGCUACACGCCGAGUUAUGCGUCCAGCAGCACUCCAUUCCGGGGAUCUGUGGGCUCACAGUCACACCCACACUCACAUCGGGGAUCCGUAACUGCUUCCUUGGGGCCACUAGCGUAUCCUGAACCUCCGACUUCCGGGCCUCCUCCCCGGCAAGAAGUCCGCGCAAUCCCGUUACCUGGGACCAUACCACAGCCUGUGUUGAACGAGAAACUGAACCUCAAUUAUGAACUACGGGUUCGGCAGCAACCCAUUGCAGCUCGAGCGUGCGGCUUUGGUGAACGAGACCGACGAGUUAUCGACCCACCACCAAUCAUCCAGCUGCUAGUUACAGACCCCAAAACGGGCGUUGCAGAGCAGGAAGAGCUGCGGUACUCGUUGAAUGUUGUGCAUUGUACGCUUUGGAAUGCAGAUGGGACGAAUGAAGAGACGGCACUCAUCCAGCCUGAUCGACGAACGACACGGCGACUAAUGGGCCAGCUAGUUGCAUCUCCCUCGGUAGCCAAGGAUGAGCACGACGUUGAAGGCUGCUUCUUCUGCUUCCCCGAUCUUUCUUGCCGCACGCAUGGCAAGUAUCGCCUCCGAUUCAUUCUGAUGCGCAUCGAUCCCAUGAACUUGCAUGUCGGAGGAUACUCGCCGAUACUUACAGAAGUGCUCAGUGACGUAUUCACUGUCUACACAGCCAAGGACUUCCCUGGCAUGCGCCCCAGCAGCGCUCUGACUCGGGCUUUGAAGCUACAGGGAUGCAAUAUCCAAGUGAAGAAAGGCAACGAGAAGGCUCUGGCUCGCAAACGACUUACCGCUAGCCAAGAGCACGAAAAUGACGACGACGAGGAUUUAGGCAAACGACGGCGCAAGGAGUAAUUCCACAUGUCUGGCUUUUCGGCCUCAUGAUGUUUCGGUGCAGAUUUUAUUAGGCAUGUAUCUGAUUUAGAGCACCUGGGUGGCGACUUUGAUAUUCUGGAUAUCUGAAAACAUUGUUUGUC